UGAAACUGAGAUCGAAGGCGCAAACAAAAAGGGAGAAUGAAUCCGGAAGAAACACAGAAUACUUCGCUAACUGUAGGUGUUUUAAUCAUCUAUUUUGCACCAUAUUGUCCCAAGUUACGUUGUCUUUCAAACCAGUGAAGAAUUUAUAAUCAAAAGUGCAUAAAUUGCGCACACAGUCUCUCGAAAGCCACUCAAGGUUACGAAACAUACCACCUUUUAGUAUCAUCGAGCCAUCGACAUUCGAAGUGUUUCGACGAAGAGAUGUCUCAUAGUUCUUUCGACUAAGGCUGCCUAGUUAGCAAAUUGUGGUAGGAUCUAAGUCAUUCUUUCUUACAGUGAUGUUGGAUGUUUAACUGGUGCCUUUAGGGCCUUAUAUUUCAUAGAGCACCUUGUAAGUGUCGAAAGUGAAAGUGCAAUAGAAGGAAGUAACAUUCUUCAGGCAUCUAUCCAGUUUAUAGUCAAGAAGGAAGAUAAAAUUACUAAAUAAGUUCAUUUAUCUUUAGAGUAACAAUGGAACCUCCAAUGGAGCAAAUGAAGUAUCCGAGGAAGAACUCAUAGCGAGUUAUGAAAACGAAAGUGAUCGUGGUAAUCUUAGAGAUGGUUCCGCUCAACCUUCCUCUUCUACGAGGCGAUCACCAAACGAGGCUUUUGACGACGGGGCAUCAAGAUUGCACUGUGUUUGUUAUCGCGGCAACAAUGCUUUUGCUUACGGAAGAACUGAUAGAUGCCCUUUUUGUGGAAAAUAUAGUGCAAAAACUCGUCAGAGUGGGGAAACUUCUGACAGGGUUUCGGAUGAAGAAUCCAUCACAGUCUCGGCUACUAACCGUGAGGCACUUCAUCUGACUCUUGCAAGAGGGAUGGAAUCGGUACCACAAACCCACGAGACAUCUCGUGAGGUUCAAGCAGAACCAACAACAAACAGCGCGAAUGUAGACAUACGCGCUCAAAGCCCUGUGAUCCGAAGCGGAAACAUUCCAGUGGAAGGUAAGUAUCUUGUUUCCACGAAAUAUUAAUCUUUUGACGUUUGCUCUAUUGAAAUCUGCUUCACUGAAGCAUAUCCAAGAGAAACUUUUGAUUGACUUUCACAAUGAAUUAAAAUGUUUUAAACUUAUAUAUAAAAGCACUAAUUUGUUGUUCAAAAAUUAUCUUAAAUAUCUCCUGCAGUAAAACAAUUCACUGAUUCUUUGCAUGAUAGUAUAUGAUAGAGUGAAAAAUUAAACUUGAUGAAAACUGGUUAAGUAAGAAAUGGUGGUUACUUUGAGAAUUGUGACUGUCAUCGAAAACAGAAGUUUGAACAUCAACUUAACUUCCGUAAGGGUUAGGUCUGUAUAAGAGUUCUUUGGGGUAUUCACAGUUGGCAACACUGCUUCCUUUUUCGCAGUUGCAGUUUAACAGAACAAUCCGAAACUGACAAAAGUGCUAAAACGUCUUUCCUCAACACUCUUCAACCGAACUCGUUUUAGUAUUAUGUAACCAGGAUCAACUUUUCAAAGUAAUUUCAAAGUGCACACUCAAACACAGCAGGCAUUUUAAGUUACAAACAUAUCCUAAAAAAGCGUGAGAGAGGUUGUGCCUUGAAAGUCUACAACGUUCACAAAUUAUUAGUCGUUAAACAAUGCAUUAUUUGUCCAUGACGCUCAUGGUAAAUUGGUGCCCGAGGGAACAGAAAUUGGCUGUAAUCCUUCAGCUACUGCUGCUGUUGCAAGUGUUAACAGUUGUUACUGUUACAGUUGCUGUAACGGAUGUCGAUGUUGUUGUUAUAGCGUUGACCAUCUCCUCAUCUCUCUUGAUUAACGCACCUGGUCGAAAUUAUUAUGAUUUUACUUUACUUUAUCAUUUUACUUGUAGGUUUUUCAGACUCGUCAGUGCCAUACCCAUGCCAACCACAACAAUUGGCACUCUAUGUGCUGCAAACCGAUCAUCAACCAUUUGAUGUAAUUACUUAUUCAGUAUACUGUGUGGAGCAGUCAAAGCAGGUAGAGAAAACUCUUAAAAUUAUUCCAGCUUGGAACCAUUCCUCUUUUUCACUCCAAUGGAAUGAAAAAGUCAACUGGCUCACCAACACAAGAAAUGGGUACCCACGUUUCUUUCAGAAGAAACGCCAGUGUUACGCCACAAAAUUUACUAAUCGCCGCAAAAUGUAAAAAAUUACUCAGCGCAAAAUGUAAUGAUUUUUAUUAACUACUUUGUAGUAUAUUAACACGAAAAAACUACUUUUUUUGGCUUCUGUGUAAUAUAUACAAAAUAUGUUAAGAAAGGAAUGGAUAUUUACUGCGGCGCUUGGCGGCAUGUUAAAUAUCCACCGCUAUUCACCUUCACUUCAGUGAAGAAUUGUCACACAGUGCUUGGCCAGGUUGUUUUAAUGACAACUUGCAGGUACCCACUUGACGUCCUGCACUUGCAAUUUAAUUUGGGUUCCAGAAAGAUAGUUUCUUUCGUACCAGAAAAUGAAUCUGGUGACAAUCAAGGGCUAGACCCUAAUCCAAAAGUCACCAACUUUUCAAUGGAAUGAUUAUUCAAUUAUAAGGGUAACAAAUUUCUGUCUGUAAUGCCAGCUUAUUUUCAGAUUUCUAUGUUUAAAUAGAGCAGUUUUUUUUUUGGAAGAUUUAAUAUUCGUUUUAUCCCUAAUAUAGGGCAGAGUGGCUUCGAAUGUAAGGCUGCUACAACGAAACCAACGCCCCAGUAUACAAGUUAUUCCAUUUGGUGAUGAGUACUCCUCCCAAGAAGAAAAUAGACAUUUCCACACUCUGUACUUGGACAAAGAAAUAAAAAUAAAAUUCGAGUUGCGGAGGGAAGUACAGAGAAGAUUCCGACUGCGGGAGGAACACGAAAUUUUCCAGGUGUGUCAGUCAAACAUGAAAACAACAAGGUGCUCCAUAAAAGAACACUUAAAUCAACAUUAGAAUUUUGAACAAAAAUAUGCUUUAAACUCCAUGGAAUUGUCUCUUUUCGUCUGUUGAUUUGGCAUUGUUUUUCACUCUCUUUAAACAGGUUCCAUUGGUCCGCGUUAUGUCCUUGAGCCAGGAUAGAAUUCCUAGUCCUGUUGUCCAAGUACAUGUGGAGCCUCGUUGUGCACCAGGGGAAGUUUGCCAGGACCACUUAAGAAUGACACUGGAGUAUGGGAGAACUAUUCAAAGGAUGUUGAUACCAAUAUGGGUAAAUAAUAUCCAUUUCUGCUCACAUUUAUGUAAUUAAAACCAUUUCAUUUGACAACAUUCUCUUGCUGACAGCAGCAAUUUACUCUAGGUUCAUGAAGAGUUAUGCUAGCCUCAUAGCAUUAAAAUUCAGUCAUGUUUUUAACAACACACAUUGGUUUGAUCUUUGCCCAGUUUUAGUCACUAACGAUACUGCCAUAAAAUAAAUUUUAAAGUUAUGUAAAACCCAUUUCAAGAGUUUUAACAAACAGAAUAAAUGAAGAUCAUCACACAAAGCAUACAUCACUCAUCUCCAUUUCCAUACUUGCUUUCAGUCUGCCAGACCAUCCGAAUCCAGUUAAAGGUUUUCUGCAUCUGGUGAGUAAAACUGAAGAUUCAGAUCUAAAAUACAUUAAAUCAUUUAAUGUACAUUACAAAAUUACCAUAACUAUAAACUCUUGACCACAGUUUCAAUGAUCGCUGUUAAUUGAUUUUAUUUAUUAGUGCCUUCAGUUACCCGAGUCAGUGUUUCUUGAUUAUUCCUCCUCCAUGUCAGUAUCUGAACAUUUCAACUGGUUUUUUUUUAGCUACUAGUAAAAAGAUUCGAGUUGCUUGACCAGCCAUUUGAUUAAAAUCAUAAGUGGAUGUAAAAUCUGAUUUUGGUUUGAGUCUGAUUGGCAAGUAUGUUCUGAUUUUUUAAUUUCUUCCCUUUAGCUGUUAUUGGAGGAUUGACUGUAAAUACCAGUCUACAGCAUAUAUCACUUAUAAUACUUAUAAUUUUUUUUUUAAUAAUACUCCAUCUGUAGUAAAGUUCAUAAUUAAAAGGAGCUACGUUACAUUUCAUGCAAAAGUUAGCCUUCAACCAACCUUUUAGUAGAGAAAUCGUAGCCAGGAUUCAGAUAUGGUGACAGUCUUUAGAUAAAAUGAUUUGAAGACAAAAAUCAGCUUUUAAAAGCAGGCCACUAUGAGAAGCCACUACUUUAAACAAGUUAAUUUUUUUUCUAGUCUUUCCUUGCAAUCUGUUUAAGUUUUGUUCUAUCUUUGACCCUUUUUGUUACUUUUCAGCUGACAAUUUCAGUUUUGGUCUAGUUACAUUUGACUGACUGUUUUUUUUUAAACAAUGAAAGCAAUUCUGCUUAUCACAGCUAGCAACUUGAAAACAGUGUGACAUAGCUCCUUUAUAGAGGUCAAAAGACAAAUGAAAGAUAGAAAAAUGUCUUAGAUUAGGAAAUCUAUAACCACUCUUGCAUGAUUGCCAAAAAAAGCAAAAAAAAAAAAAAUUAGACAACAGGAUGAAGUGACUUGUCCUUAAGCCUUGAUUGUAGAUCUUUCACUUCAUUAGAGAAAGUGAACAACAGAGAAGAAGUAGAAUUAGUAUUCCUACUUCCUCACACAUGCAUCAAAAGAAAACUACACAAAGGUAGAAAGAUGCAUGCUGGUCAUAAAAAAAUUAUGACUACUUCAAACAGAACAUGGAAAUGGUGUCUGUAGCCCAGCCUAACACCAAACAUUCCAUCCUUGCACUCACCUUGAGAAAUUGGGUGACAGAGGCUAUAGUUCAGUUAUCAAAUAUAAGGUGUUUUGGCGAAAAGGCCCAAGUAACUUCUGAUGGAAUUCUGCAACAGCAUCCAGGUUGCAUUAUAUGUGCAUGAAAUGAUCAAAGAAGUUGAAUGGAAACAAGGACUCACUUGGGACCUUUUCUUUAAAUCCCUGCAAUCAUUGUCUGGGUAAAAUUGCAAAGCUUCAUGAAAGCUUUGAAAUUCUUGAAAGCGAUUAACACUGGAAAGUAAUACUAACAGUGUUAGAAAAUCCAAAUUUGCCUUUUUGAGAAUUCCAUGACUUCUUUCAGCCCUAUGUUUUCACACACACACACACACAGGUUCAUUUAUGGUCCAGAGUUUGUUUGUUUGGUUGGUUUUUUUUAACAAAUCAGAAAGGAAAUUACACCUUGUUGAGUGUGUGAUAUUGCUCCUCUUGUAAUGGGCUAUAUUUGAUCAAAACCUGCAAUAUAUCAGUGUGGAAUUCUCAAAAGGGACCUACAGUGGCUGAUAACAAUUUAUCAAAGAUCUUUGACAAGAAUAUGAUACCACCACCCAUAGAAUGGAUUAGUAAUACAUACUGCAUCAUAGACAAUAACUGCUGUUGUAUCAAGGAAGUACUCACCAUUAUAAAACAAAAUAGCUUACCAAAACACACCACAAUUUGUCAACAAUACUGAGUUAAGAAAAUCUAUGGACAUGUUCUUCCAUACAGACCACAAUAACUACCUUGAAAUACAUGUACAUGUAUCAUGAACUGAGCAGUGGGUGGUGGUGUCAUAUGAAAUCUAAUUAUCAAAAGAUCUGUAGAUUGUUGCAGCCAUCAUAGAGCCUGGUGUAAACUAAGCAAUGUUAUCACCACUUCCAAGUUGUGAUAGUAUUGCUUUGACUACACAAGGCUGAGAGCUGUCUGCAUAAGCCUUAAUUCAAAUUUGCAAGCUAGUUUAAUUGUUAUAGGAUUGCUAUGUAUUUAAUUAGUAGAUUAGUAAAUUAGUCUCUUUCUUGUAAAGUAAACAUUUAUCAUAAUUCUUAAGUUUGGCUUUCUAGUCUGACAGCUGCAUAAAUGCAUGACAUUCAUUCAUGACCUUAAAAUAUGAUCACAUUCUCUCAAGCCAUAACAAAAUUCAUGUUUAGUGUAACUCUACGAAUUUUCUUGUGCAUUUGUUAUCAUGCUAGAUUACAAUUCCUUGAAGCUGGCCAUAUUAAGCCCCAAAAUUUUCAAAAUGACAUGCCAGUCCUGGUUGUCGCAAAAUUACUUGGAAGUCAUGAUAAGUAUUUAAGGUAUUGACCAUGAAUGAAUGCCAUGUAUUUGUCACUUUACAUUGUUUUUUUUUUUAUAAUAAAAAUGCUUAGGGUUAGGUCUGAAAUAUAAUCAAAAUGCUUACUGUGUGAUGACAAGUUAGAUACAUUUCCACCAAAAAGCAGGGAAAAACUAGAAAACUACAAGUUAUUUACUGUUCAAUUUAAAAAUUUAGUUAUCUCACUCAAAACGGCUAGAAAUACAAGAAAUAAUUUCAGAGUUCACUGUUUUCUGAAUAUGAUAGUAAACCAUUAGACAGCCAAGUCUGAGCAAGACCAAGUAAUUGUAACAAUUCUUUAUCUAAGCUUAUUUGCCGACCUUGAAGUUAGAUCAUUUUUAUGUCAAGUGGGAAUAUGGUUUUGAUUUUUGUUUUUUGGUUUGAUCAUUUAUAGCAAUGUUAAUGUUACUUCAUAGCACAAUGUUUUUGCAAGUUUACGAGUAAUUCACAACGCAGCUUAUGAAUGUUUAUUUUGUUAUUCUUUUUGGGUGAACCAUAGACAAGUUUUGAUUAAUUAAGUAAGUUUGCUGUGUGCUUAAUUAUUUCUAUCUUAGAUCAUGAAUAAGUAAUAAAUGAAUAGGUAAUUAACACUCUUUCAUUCUUCAGACUUGGCUGUUGCAUAUAAAACUAAAGAGCAUGACAGGGUCACAUGGAUCACAAAAUUUAUCUUCUUAAUUUGAUGUUUCCCAUUUCUUUCUUUCAUCUUCUCAAUAAAAUAAGAAUUUGUACUCCCAAGUGACCAAUAUCACACAGGCAUUGAUGAAUUAGCUAAUGGUGACAAUGUGUUUCAAA
Molecule: messenger RNA, 6762 nt
Organism: Pocillopora meandrina
Lineage: Eukaryota; Metazoa; Cnidaria; Anthozoa; Scleractinia; Pocilloporidae
Source: the annotation of a GenBank genome assembly